Messenger RNA from Fusarium keratoplasticum, 1275 nucleotides. RefSeq names its product FAD-binding-3 domain-containing protein. Gene Ontology annotation, biological process: secondary metabolite biosynthetic process. The transcript has 3 exons. Bases 1 to 1275 code for a protein of 424 amino acids. Gene Ontology annotation, molecular function: FAD binding. NCBI's taxonomy places the organism in Eukaryota, Fungi, Ascomycota, Sordariomycetes, Hypocreales, Nectriaceae. The record is from RefSeq and is a predicted model, not a curated record.
AUGGCUCCAACAAAAGACUUCAACAUCGCAGUGGUCGGCGGCGGCAUCGCCGGCCUAACCCUCGCCAUCGCUCUGCACCAUCGCGGCAUCCCAGUGAAAUUGUACGAAAGAGCAUCAAAAUUUGAAGAGAUUGGAGCUGGUGUAUCAUUCACGCCAAAUGCAGUCCGGGCCAUGGAGUUCUGCCACCCUGGCGUACACGAAGCUUUCGAGAAGGUCUGCACGCGCAACAGCUGGCCGUCAAAGCAGAAAGUCUGGUUCGACUUUGUCGAUGGCACCAAGGAUGAAGGCGCCGGAUUUACCAUCAACAGCAGUCUGGGGCAGAAUGGCGUCCACAGGGCUCAUUACCUCGACGAGUUGGCCAAGCUAUUCCCAGAAGACCAAGCUGUGUUUGGCAAAUGCUUAGACAGUAUCACUGAGAGCGAUGGAAAGGUGACAAUGUCAUUCGCAGACGGGACAACCGCCUCUGCUGAUGCCGUUAUUGGCUGUGAUGGAAUCAAGUCUCGUGUACGACAAUUGGUCGUCGGCCUUGAUCACCCUUCAGCACACCCAACGUACUCUUACAAGUACGCUUACCGAGGCAUGGUGCCUAUGGAAAAGGCAGUUGAAGCCGUCGGGGAGGAAAAGGCACGCAAUGCCACAAUCCACAUGGGCAAAGGUGGCCAUGUCCUCACAUUUCCUGUCGACCAUGGCCGAAAGCUCAACAUCGUAGCCUUUCGCACAUCACCAACAGACUGGGAAGACUACAGCAGAACAACCAGUGUUGCAAGCCGCCAAGAUGCCCUGAAGGACUUUGCCGGCUACGGGUCAGCCGUCACUGGGCUGCUAAGCUUGACUGAAGAACAACUCAAAGUUUGGGCCAUCUUUGACCUCGGAGACCACCCGGCCCCGACCUUCCACAAGGGUCGAGUCUGCAUCGCUGGAGACGCCGCCCACGCAACAUCACCCCAUCACGGCGCCGGAGCAGGAUUCUGCAUCGAAGACAGCGCAUUCCUAGCAGAGCUACUCUCCAGCGUCGACAGCUCCCGAGAUCUUCCCUCCGUGUUCGAAACAUUCGACGAGUGUCGCCGGGAGCGGUCACAGUGGCUUGUGCAGAGCAGCAGAUGGAUUGGAGACUGUUAUGAGUGGCUGGCAGACGGUAUUGGUAGCGACAUGGCCAAGAUUGAGAGUGAGAUCAACGAGAGAAACGGUAUUAUUGCGAAUUUUGACCUUGAAGGGGAGGUUGCACAGGCCAAGGGGGAUCUUCAAAAGAGGUUGGAUCAUUGUUACAAGCUAUGA